Perca flavescens (yellow perch) is the source of this 9408-nucleotide messenger RNA. It is a transcript of the gene bnc2, whose product is annotated as basonuclin zinc finger protein 2. Gene Ontology annotation, biological process: regulation of DNA-templated transcription. Gene Ontology annotation, cellular component: nucleus. The transcript is spliced from 6 exons. Bases 683 to 4600 code for a protein of 1305 amino acids. The record is from RefSeq and is a predicted model, not a curated record. NCBI's taxonomy places the organism in Eukaryota, Metazoa, Chordata, Actinopteri, Perciformes, Percidae.
CACAAAGAUGCGACUCUUUCUCCUGACACAACAUCGUAAAUCAGCUCAUCGGGCACAGCAACUCUGUCGACCCACAAUCGCUCGGGUUACAGUCAUACACGGCGUGUGAAACGCUGAAUUCACAGCCACCUUCUCUCCAGCCCGGACUGUCCGCAGCUCUCCUCGGCGCACUGCGCUGACUCUGCAGAAGGAAAUCAUCGGGGGAGUGUAGGAAGGCGUUUUUUUUAAGCGUUUUUCUCAAGGUAGGACAAGCCGUUACAACACAGCUUCUGCUUGUCAGCUAUCCCUACUGUUUCCUCGACUUCUUCAGUUUACGGUUUGGGAAAAGAAGAGGGGACAGAGUGUCGUGGUCGUGCGUUCCUCUCCGUGAGACCGACGCGUUUCCAAACGUCCUGCCGCGCGUUUUUCCUCAGUGAAGACGCCCGGACACAUUGAUUCUCUCUUCGGGAUAAAAAAUAAAUAAAUAAAAAGAUUGACAUUUUUCCCGCGUUCUAUACUGAAAACUGUGAUAAACGGCAAAGAUACGUUUGUGAAAGCAACACCGACGGUGAACCACCUCGGACAGCGUGCAGUAUUGAAGAGGAGAAAGUUCCCCACUUGAGGGCGAAAUCAGACUUUUUUGAGGACGCCAACUUUGAAAAGUGCCAGGAGCCCCGGGGUCUGUCAGAUACAACAUGCAGCAAUGUCCAAGGAGGCAGAGUUGGAUGUGAGAGGCAGUAAGUGCGACAUAGUCCCACAAGAGCCCAGCACGGACCCGGAGCCGCCCAGGCCACCUCCAGCUAAGGCUAACCAACCCACCGGCACCGCUGGCGUUUGCACGAGCAUCCCCUCCAGUAGCCACAGUAGCAGCAGCACCAGCAGCAGCAGCAGCAGCAGCAGAAGUGGUCUGGGUGGCAUUAGCAUCGUUAGCAGCAGCGCUGAGGGAGCAGGCGAAAGCUCCAUGCAGUUCAGCACCAGACCGCCUAGUGCUGAGCAGCCGGGCUUCAUGGGGACAUGGCAGCAGCAGAGCACUGACAGCAACCUCCUCUACAGAAUGUCCCAGCAGGCCAUUCGCUGCACACUGGUGAACUGCACAUGUGAGUGUUUCCAGCCAGGGAAGAUUCACCUACGAACAUGUGACCAUUGCAAACACGGCUGGGUAGCUCACGCUCUGGACAAGCUCAGCACCCAGCACCUGUACCACCCGACCCAGGUGGAGAUCGUUCAGUGCAAUGUGGUGUUCGACAUCAGCAGCCUGAUGCUGUACGGCACCCAGGCCGUACCUGUCAGGCUCAAGAUCCUUCUCGACCGCCUCUUCUCCGUGCUGAAGCAGGAAGAGGUGCUGCACAUCCUGCACGGACUGGGCUGGACCCUCCGAGACUACGUCCGGGGCUACAUACUGCAGGAUGCUGCAGGCAAGGUGCUGGACCGCUGGACCAUCAUGUCCCGGGAAGAGGAGAUCAUCACCCUGCAGCAGUUCCUGCGCUUUGGUGAGACCAAGUCCAUUGUGGAGCUGAUGGCUAUUCAGGAGAAGGAAGGUCAGGCAGUUACAGUUCCCUCCUCCAAAACCGACUCCGGGAUUAGGACAUUCAUUGAAAGCAACAACAGAUCCCGCAGCCCAGGGCUCCUGACACAUCUGGAAAACAGUAGCCCAUCCAGCAUUCAUCAUUUUGAGAAUAUCCCCAACAGCUUAGCCUUCCUCCUGCCUUUCCAAUACAUCAACCCAGUCUCUGCCCCUAUGCUUGGCUUGCCCCCCAAUGGCAUGCCAUUGGAGCAGUCUGCUCUCCGGCUCCGGGAGCCCAGCCUGCCAAACCAAGGUGAACAGGUGGACACCAGUGAGUCAGAAGUGUCCCUAUCACCCUUCCGCACAGGCCAGAGUCCGAGCCGUGGAGCUCUGGGAGCCAUGAACAACAUUGAACCCAAGACAGAGCCCAACAACAGGGCAUCACCCAUCUCACCAACCCCUUCCACCCAGCAGGCUCAACAACAGCAGCAACAGCAAACAUCGCUCCAACAGCAGCAGCAAGGCCAACAGCACUCCCAAAAUCAAUCUCAGCAAUCCAACAGGUUGAGCGACCACCAGGCCCACCACCACCUUGUAAAGGACGAGCAGUCUAAAAGCAUCACCCAUGCUUCCUUUUCCUCCAAGAUGCAUCGUAUGCGCCGCAUGGGCUCCACCUCACGCAAGGGUCGUGUUUGCUGCAAUUCUUGUGGCAAAACCUUUUAUGACAAGGGCACACUUAAGAUACAUUAUAAUGCUGUACACUUGAAGAUCAAACACCGUUGCACCAUUGAGGGUUGCAAUAUGGUCUUCAGCUCACUACGCAGUCGCAACCGCCACAGUGCCAACCCGAAUCCACGGUUGCACAUGCCCAUGCUGCGCAAUAACCGCGACAAGGACCUCAUCCGUUCAACCACUGGUACACCUGUCAUCUCAAGCACCAAGAAUGGUGGCUUCACACUCACCAGCCCUGGAAGGCCACCACUGGGCUUCACUACUCCACCGGUAGACCCUAUGCUUCAGUCACCCCUGCAAAGCCCACUGGUUUUCCCGUCGCUGAAGUCAGUGCAGCCUGUCCAGCCAGUACCCCCUUUCUACCGCACACUACUGUCCCCUGCGGACCUUGUUAGUCCUCCUGUGUCACUGCCCACCAGCCCCAUCCUGCCCACAACCACCAACAGUACCACCCUGAUGGACCAACAACAGCAUCUCCUGGCUGCUGCAGCAGUGGCUUCACAUAACAAUGUUCAUAUGUCAGAGAUAGUCCCCAUGUCCCACCGCUUACACACAACUAGUGCCAAUCACGACCUCAACACUGGCAGCAGUGACCCCACGCCCAAAAAGAAGCCUCGUAAAUCAAGCAUGCCAGUGAAGAUUGAGAAGGAAGUGAUUGAUGUGGCUGAUGAAUACGAGGACAAAGAUGAUGAUGAUGAUGACAUCCACCAUAAUCACCACCAUCACUCAUCCCUUCUUCACAACAAUGUCAAAAUGAAUGGUAACUGUAACAGCAACAACAACUGUGGUAGUGGUACUGGGAACCACAGUGGUGGUAGUGGGCAGCAAUCCCCUUCCCAGGAUGAGAUGAGCCCUGGCCUAGCUCUGAGAGGCAUGAUGAGACAGAGUGAAGAUGAAUGCAGGGAAGGGACUGGCAGCGACAGCAGGGGUGGGAAUGAUCUGCAAGGCUCUGGUGAGCUACGUUGUAUGGGCAGCUUCACCUCUGAGGACCAGGAUCAUGAAAGAGACUUUGAGAACGAAUCUGAAACCUCUGAUUCCAAGAUGUUCUACCGUGAUGAGCUGAUGGAUGUGGAGGAACAGCAAAAGCAAAGCAGGGGUGGAAGGUGUCUGGACAAGGAACAGGAUGAUGAGGGUUGUGACGAAGCCCAGUUGAGAAAGGAAAUGGAAGGCAAGGGUCAUUCCUCACCCUCCCCUCAUCAGCCCCCUAUCAGGAUCAAGGAAGAACUCAACGAUCCUACUUACGACAUGUUCUGCAUGGGCCAGUAUGGCCUCUAUAACGGAGGCAUGGCAGCGGCUGCUGCUGCUGCAAGCAUGGCUGCUCUGCAUGAGAGCUUCAUCUCUUCGAUGGGCUACGGUGCCAGCCCACCCAAAUUCCCUUCUUCUCAAUCACCAGAGGGAGACCCAUGCUCAAGUCCUGACCCCAAGAUCUGCUAUGUGUGUAAGAAGAGUUUCAAGAGUUCCUAUAGCAUGAAGCUGCACUACAAGAAUGUGCAUCUCAAAGAGAUGCAUGUGUGCACUGUGGCUGGCUGCAACGCUGCCUUCCCUUCCCGGCGGAGCCGAGACAGGCACAGCUCCAACAUCAACCUGCACCGCAAACUGCUGACCAAAGAGCUGGACGACAUUGUCCUGGACCCCCAACUCCCGCCACUGCCCAAGGACCUGCGAGCCGAGUUACUGGCAAAGAUCUACGCCGGGCACCACAUGGGCUUGGACCGAUAUGCCGGGAUGGGCAUCGGAGGCGCCAGCCUCCGGCCCACUGGCAUGAACCACAAUGCCCAUUCCCCCAUGAGCAGUGAGUAUCCCCACCACCCUCUCAACCAUAACCUUAAAAACCACCACACCAACGGCUUCUCCCGGGCCCAGCCAGACGACUACAUGGUGUUGGACCUGAGCACCACAUCCAGUGUACAAUCCAGCAGCAGCGUCCACUCCUCACAUGAGUCAGACGAGGGCAGCGAUGAAGGCAUCCUAUUGGAUGAUCUGGAGGAGGAGGGAGAAGAGGAUGAGGAGGAGGGCAACAGCGAGGGGGAGGACUGCUCCCAGCAUGCCGAGGGGCGGGCUGAAAGAAGGCAUCGGGAUAAAACUGGAGAACUAAGAGGAGAAGGACCUGGUGAGGGUUUGGAACCUUCCUCCUCACCAUUCCUCUUUUCGCCCACCGGGGGCAGUAAUGGUGGCAACAGUGGGAUCCUCUGCAACAUCUGCCAUAAAAUGUACAGCAACAAAGGAACCCUGCGUGUGCACUACAAGACUGUGCACCUGCGCGAGAUGCACAAGUGCAAAAUCCCCAGUUGCAACAUGGUGUUCAGCUCUGUGCGCAGCCGUAAUCGACACUCUCAGAACCCCAACCUCCAUAAAAACAUGCCCUUCUCUACAAUAAUAGACUAAAUAAUGCCUUGCUAUUCGACCCUGCUGUCAGUCGGCCCGCUCCUCCCUUCAUUCCUCAUCCUUAUUCCUCCUCAAAUGAGCUUUUAAUCCUGGCCGAGGGCCAUCAAAUACAAGCUAAAUGCCUGUAUGCCUCCUGCCCGUCCUCUGUAAGUCAUUGCAAGACAUUUCUAUAACCCUCUAUAAAAUUCAUCGACUCUAAAUACAGUUUAUUAUUGUGACCUUUGACUUUUCCUUCUUUGGAAGAACAGGAUGACGCUCUUGCGCAUGGAGUUUGCUUUAUAACAAUUUUUUUUUUUUGCAUAAGCCCCCUCCAUCUUUCCCGCUUUGUUUUUGUCCGUCUCCAAAGAAUCUAUUCAAACUCUUAUUUGUGACUUUGCCUGCAGAAAUGAUAGUAUUGAGAAAAAAAAAAGAAAAUCUUCUUGUUGUAUUUGUGUAAUGAUAGCUUUUAAAUCAACCCCUUACAAAAGCAUGACAGCUUAAUUUGUAAAUAAUGUUCCAAGAGGCUUUUGGUGUAAAAGAGUUGUGUUGAUGGUUGUUUGCUUCUUUUUUCUCUCUCGUUAUGGUUUUAUGUUACAGUCCAGUACAAUACUUCCAGCUAUAGGCAAGAAAGAGGUAGCAUCUUACUAGCUUGACUCAUUUAUGUUAGCUUCAAAGACACGUUUUAAACUAAGUCCUAGGGAAAAAAAAGAAUAUCAUGUGACUUGUUUUAUCUACUUGUUAGAUAUUCAGAGGUUGCCGGCAUGCUUUUUUAGGCUCCUACACUGAUAUCAUUCUCUGUAUUUCUAUUGUUUUUUUUUUGUUUUUUUGUCUGUUAUGUUUAUGAGCUUUAGCAUACCAGUUCAGUUUUUGCACUUUGCAUCUAUACAAGGGGAUGUGUAAUAUUAUUAUGAGGACUUUUGCAAUGGUGAGUUUAAAUGUUGUACGGGGUCAUUGAUGGCUACAGUGCCAAGGUAAAUGAUAAUACCUUCAACAUACUGUACUUGUGCCAGUUUCUUUUUGCACGUGCUCAGUUUCAAACAGUUUCACAGCAGAAAAUGUCUCACCGCCCUGAACAAAACCUGAGAUCUUCCCCAUCGCUAAACAACGUAUUCAGAAAGGGUCUCCAAAGUGUCUUGCCUCACAACGAAACCAAGUGUGACUGAAUAUAAACUGCUGUUUCACAAACACAAAGGAGUUAAAUAUUGAUAAAGUCUCUCCUCUUUCUUUGUUUGUUUAAUUUGUGUAUCGUUACCAGGUCGGAUCACGAUAAUUACUUCAGAGGUUCAGUGGGGUCAUCUGUGUAAAGCAUGACAUUAUUGUGACAUUGUCAAACAAAGUUAUCAAGAACUCGUGUUUUGUUCUUACAAAAGGCAUCUUAAUGAAAUAUAACUGUCCCAAUAGAUUGGAGAAAAAAAAGAGAGAAAAAAGAUGGAAAUAGUCAUUCAACUGUGACCAAAACUAAACUAAAUUGUUUGCUUAAGAAGAGCUCCUUUAGUGUGGCAGUAUCAUGCCCCAUUGGAUUAAUAUGAUGCACUUGAGUCUUAAAUCUUUUGCUGUGAUAUUUUCGGUAUCGGUUUCCAUUGCUGAGUGUCAGCUACAAAUGUACUCUAUGAAAGAUGUUGCCAUUUUCCUGGCUGUUGUUUGCAGCCAUUUUUAACAUGUCCAUGACUGUCUUACGGUACAAAUAUUUCCAUUAACUGGGCAAAGUAGCCAAGGGAAGGGGUAUUUAUUGGUGGGUGAUAUAUCUUCAUGGAGAUGUGUUUGUCCAGUAUAAGAAUAUUUUUUGUAAAAAGACAAAAAAUAGAGAUUGUUCCUCAGUUUGACUUGUUUAUCAAUGUAUUAGCAAUGCCAUGUGUUACAAUACAAGGAGAUCUUCUCUUACUUGACUGGUGCUACACAGAGGGAAAAAUAUGUGUUACGUGGUGUGCUGUACAGUAUUCACAACACCUUACAUCCAUAACAGUGUUGAGUUCCAUUUGUUUCAUACUUAAGCCAUUUUGCAAUAUAGACAUGACCUAUUCUAGUGAAAUAUUUCAUGUCUUUUUUUUUUAAGACUCCACCUAUAUGACACAUGCAGUUUUCAGUCUUCUCUUCUCAGAGAUAAAGAGAGCGAGACAGAGAGCUGAGGCUGAUGGAAAGGUUGCGGAGGUGGAAGGCUGACUAGGGAGGAAAGGAUGACAGCAGCGAUCAUUAAAAAUGUGCUGCUUCUCCGUUACCUGGAGGCGUCCCUGCCAUUCCAGCUUCUUCUGUCUAAUAACUCACUUGUCACUUCGUUACACUGCCAGACUCCAAGGUUGCUGACAAGACUAUGACACUGACAGAAAGAGAAAAGAAAGGACAGAGACUGUGUGCUCCGAACAAUUCAAUUUGACCCAUUCAAUUUGAAUUCAAUUAAUCUAUUCAUUUUCUGUGUGUGCUUAUUCUGAUUCAGGGUCGCUGAUAAUUCAAUUCAGCUCUUUACUCUCAUUCUGUUUUUCUCUUUGUCUGUCAGAGCGCAGUCAUUUAACAACCGCCUUACCCAUUUCUUCAACCCGCCACUCACUUACCACCUCCACACCCCACAGCGCAAGUCCUACAGGGACACACACUAAUAGUGUAUGCUUAAGUUCACCGGACGGCCAUGGCAUAGGAAAAAGGGAUGGGUAAUUGCCUGUUUAUCCCAAGUGAAGGGAAAAUUGAGUACAGGAACCCCUGCCUUCUCCCAGGAGUGGGUUUCACUGAGGCGCUUGCUGCCUCAUUCACUCAUUCAAUCCCCCCAGCACUCGCUCUGGCAGAAAUAAAAAAGUGCUACUGCAGGAACCCUGCUGACAGCUGUCUCUCUAACACACAACCAUGCAAACACACAAACACACACACACACACAGACACACACACACACACACACAGGAAAAAAAACUCUCCAUCUAGCAUUAACAUCAUAGCUGCUGCCACUACAUAGAAAGCUAAUAUUCUGUUAUGGAGGAUGGUGUGAGCUAGCACUGAGUCAGGCAUGGAAAGCUCAAAGCAGCUAUAAGUAGUUGUAUUUCAUUAACAUUUAUUUUCAUUUUCUAAUACUUUUCCAUUUACAUUUAUCCUAAAGAGGUUAAAAAUAUAUUAAAAAGGCCAGCAAGUUCACAGAUUGAUUUGAACUCUGAACUGAAAUUAAGAAAGCUAUGCCCUUCUUCAUCUGAGAAAACACGUUCUCUCAGUGUUUUUUAGACUCCACCACACUCUUCAUGCCCUGUUCCUUGCUGUCCAUUUCUCAAGCAGCUGCUGUGCGUGACCUCUAUCUGUGUACAUACCAGGAAGAAAACUGAAUAUCAUAGAAGAGACUUUCUUACAACACAAUUCUCCCACCUCCUACGGGCUGCUUCUGAGUCCUGCAUGAUGCUGGUCAUGCCAGCUCAGAGGCUUGAAACAGAGCUGAGAAAACAUGCAAAGUCCGGCAUAGCCAAGGAGACAGACGUCAUAAGAGAGAAAGAGAGAGAGAGAGAGAGAGAGAGAGAGAGAGAGAGAGAGAGAGAGAAGGGAGAGAUGGUGGAAAGGGAUUGGGCUUAGAAAGUGGUCUGGCUGGAGCCUUGCGGCAGUCACUUAACAAGGCAGGGGAGAAAGAGAGGAACACAGGGAGAGGAGAGAGCAAGAGAGCAGCAGGGCCAGGACUCCCCAGGAGUCUUCGCCAGCUUCUUCUAGAUUGCCUGCUCGAGAGCGAUCGAGUCAGCCCUCACAUUUCCACCCCUCUCCCCUACACUCUUCUCUCCUCUGAGAAAUGACCACCAAUUUCCCCCUUCUCCUCUGAGAGAACCCCCAAUCCAAUCUUUGUCUUUCUUACUUCUCCAACCACAAGGACCCAGGUGCAUCCUGCUACCUAGUGACCGGGCUGUGGAUCUGCGGGAAGAAGUCACUUAGAGCGCCCAAUUGGCCCGGACCAAUGAAGUGAAUCUUUAAUAUUUGAUUAGACGAGCGUCAGGCAUCAGUUAUUCUGUAAUUCUACAUAGCACACAGAGGGGAGUGGCAAACGGCUAAAGCGGCUGACCUGUUAUUCACUGUCCGUUUUGUUCAGGUCACAGCGUGAGCACAAUAGGUGUAAGGGGAGAGAAUGAGAGGUGACACUGCAUGCAAACUGUCCAGUUAUUAGUCAUGUAACAAAGUGGGAUUAAAGUGUUUGAUAGGACAUUGUAAGAAAUAGGCAGAUGGAAGAAAAAUACACACAUUUUUGUAUAGAUGCUUCAGUCUCAAGUUAUAUUCUUUAAAAAAAAAAAAAAAACUACCCUCAUUAUACCCUCAUUAAUUUGAACUGGAACCUGUGAAAUGUCGAGAAUUAAUUCAUAUAAUGUUUUCCAUUGUGCCAAUUAUAUUUUAUAGUCUUAAAGUGUAAAUAAGCUUGAAGACCUGGUGAAUUUUAGAUUUUUUUUUUCCACACUGUUUUUGUGUAUCCAAUGCAUUUAUGUCUUUAAAAGCCCAUGUUAUGGCACUGGCACUCGACAGCGUUGCAUGGCUACAUCGUCGCACUGCAAAGAACGAACAGAGCAGAGGAGCUUGCGUCACUUUGGUGUCAAAAUGGUUAUUUGAAAGCCUCAUGAAUACUGUAUGUUACCUAAACAGGUGUUUCCCAUUUGCAGACAGGAGGAAGAAAUGGUCCUCUUUCUAAAAGACUCGUUUCUUUCCUUUCUUUCUUUUUUUUUUUUGCCUUUCUUGUAUUUGUUUUUGUAUCAUAACUGUCUAUGGUUUUUGCAUAAAAUGCAUAAGGGUUUUGGGAUGUAAAUGGAAUUUUAUUCAUAUUUUGUCCAAAUACCUCUUGUAAUUUGUAUCAGAAUUCUUGUACAAUUUUUAUAUUAAAGAUUUAUCAGUCA